This is a messenger RNA of Teleopsis dalmanni, 1760 nucleotides long. RefSeq names its product set1/Ash2 histone methyltransferase complex subunit ASH2 (gene ash2). Bases 91 to 1737 code for a protein of 548 amino acids. The record is from RefSeq and is a predicted model, not a curated record. The transcript has 8 exons. Gene Ontology annotation, cellular component: Set1C/COMPASS complex. Lineage: Eukaryota; Metazoa; Arthropoda; Insecta; Diptera; Diopsidae. Gene Ontology annotation, molecular function: protein binding; transcription cis-regulatory region binding.
CAUGAUAUUUAACAGUUUCUGAGUUAAUCAUAUAUGUAAUCGUUAUAAUAAUCAGAUUAACAACCAAAUACCUUCAUUAGAAAUACAAUUAUGGAGGAAAGUAAUUUGGAAGUUGAUGUUCCUCUAUUUCCACAAGAAGAAGAGAAACGAGUGGAAGAAAAAGCCGGCAGCGAAAACUGCUAUUGCGGCAAAGAUAGAAAUCUUAACGUAGUGGAAUUGUUGUGUGCUAAUUGUAAUAAAUGGUAUCAUGAGAUUUGUAUAAGUUAUCAGCUUGGAAAACUUGUGCCGUUUAUGACGAAUUAUGCUUUUAUUUGUAAGAAUUGUUCACCAACAGGUUUGGAAGUAUUUCGUAAAAGUCAAGCAACUAUUCAACAAAUGUGUAUGACAGCUAUUGCAAAUAUGCAGCAAAAUAAUAACAAGGAUGGAGUUAAUAAAUCUGUUUUCAGUAAGGAUAAGGAGAUAAUACCAUAUAUUGAACUAUAUUGGGAGUCUAUGAACACCAUGCCAAGAAGAGUUACACAAUCAUGGUAUUUGACUGUACAACGAUCAUUAAUGAAGGAUUUGAAUACUGUUUUUACGUAUGAGGAAACGACCGAGGGAGGUGGAAUGUUUGGGCUAGUUUCACAAGAUCUUUCACAAAUUAAACCAAAUUAUGAAGCAGUUGGAAAAAUGGGUACACUUCGCUUAAUGGAAGAUGGUUACACACAAGGUGUUUUAUCUAAAAAUAAUCGUCAGAAUAAACGAAAGUUUCCUGGAACUGAUUCUGGUCCAACCGGUAAAAAGGGUCGACCCAGUUCAGACGUAACGGCAAAUAUAAAAUUGCCAGCACAUGGUUAUCCCUUGGAUCAUCCGUUUAACAAAGAUGGUUAUCGCUACAUAUUGGCAGAGCCUGAUCCACAUGCGCCUUUCCGACAAGAAUUCGACGAAAGUUCUGAUUGGGCUGGUAAGCCAAUACCUGGCUGGCUAUACCGUUCAUUGGUUCCGAAUACUGUGUUAUUAGCGUUACAUGAUCGCGCACAACAAUUAAAAAUAACAGAGGACCGUCUCGCAGUUACUGGUGAGAAAGGUUAUUGUAUGGUACGCGCAACACAUUCUGUAAAUCGCGGAAACUGGUACUUUGAGGUAACUAUUGAAGAAAUGCCUGAUACAUCUGCAACUCGUCUUGGUUGGGGGCAAGAAUUUGCUAAUCUACAAGCACCACUUGGAUACGACAAAUUUGGAUAUUCGUGGCGUUCACGUAAGGGUACACGAUUUCACGAAAGUCGUGGAAAACAUUAUAGUAAUGGUUAUGUUGAGGGUGACACGCUGGGAUUUCUAAUUGUGUUACCAGAACAAAGAUCUUUCAACUAUUUGCCAAAUACGUUUAAAGAUAGGCCCCUAGUUAAAUUUAAAUCUCAUCUUUACUACGAAGAUAAGGAUAAAUUACCUGAAACGCUUAAGAGUUUGAGAGUGCUGCCGAACAGUAAAAUAGAAUAUUUUAAAAAUGGUCAAUCUCAGGGAGAGGCUUUUGUUGAUAUAUAUAGCGGUUCUUAUUAUCCAACUAUCUCCAUACACAAAAGUGCAACAGUAAGCAUUAACUUUGGUCCGAACUUUAAGUAUGGCGACACUUUAAUGGAGCAUAAUGCCAAAGGAAUGAACGAGAGGGUAGAAGAAUUAUUAGCUGAGCAGUUUUUGUCAGAUUUAAUUUAUUUAACAGAAAAUCAAGGAACGUUGCGUUUGGAUAACUUAAAUAUAUAAUAUUUCUACAGUUAUAAUAUUGA